Amblyraja radiata (thorny skate) is the source of this 2761-nucleotide messenger RNA. RefSeq names its product inhibitory synaptic factor 2A (gene insyn2a). NCBI's taxonomy places the organism in Eukaryota, Metazoa, Chordata, Chondrichthyes, Rajiformes, Rajidae. The coding region runs from base 490 to 1911 and encodes 473 amino acids. Gene Ontology annotation, biological process: inhibitory postsynaptic potential. Gene Ontology annotation, cellular component: postsynaptic density. The transcript is spliced from 4 exons. The record is from RefSeq and is a predicted model, not a curated record.
GCAAAAUAUCAUUUUUCACUUUCAGUUCAAGAAGCCUGGAAAUCAGUUUGUGUAAUAGCUUGCUGGCAUAUAUCCACUAUAGAAACGUCUCAGCCAAGAUGAUAAGGAGGCGAGGUCUUGCUUUGCAUGCACAGCUUGCCAGUAGCAGCUGAUAUGAAUUGGUCUUCCCCAGCAGCCUGGAGAGCUUGCAUACAGCAAUCUCAGUAACAGGAAAUUUCAUAAGUACGUGGCUGCCUCUAGCGAAUGCAUCGUUGGUCACAGCUGGCUAAAUGUCUCAGUAUUAUAAAGGGAAAGGUGCCGACCAAAUGCCACGGAGUAGAGGGAACUUUAUUCAAUGGCUUAAAAUGCAGUCUGGAAAGUAGACUAAUACUUCAUAUUUUACAGCACUGGAUUAUUACAGAGAAUCUACUUCACAUACACAUGGAUAUUCACAACAGAAGCAGCAUACAGACAUCGCUCUUUCAUUUCUGAUUUACCUAAAGGUAAAACAUGGUGAGUAAGGAACCAAGUAAAUGCCAACUCACAAGUAAGGAAAAUGAAACUGAGCAAGAGGCAUCACCAGCAUUGGAAAUGAAAUAUGCUCUGGAUCCAAAUAGGCAGAUUAGAAAAAGGAAUAAAGCAUUACAGGUGAGAUUUAAAGAUAUCCGUGAGGCUCAGAAUGAACAGGAGAAGAGACUUGCUGCAACACAGCAAAUGGACCAAAAAACGAUGAAAGCUAUUUCUUAUAAGGCAGCUUAUCGCAAAUACAUGACAGUGCCUGCACGAAGGUCAAUUCCAAAUGUUACCAGAAGCACAGGUGUGCAAACAUCACCUGACCUCAAGAAACGCUAUCAGACAUUCCCUUUGGAAAGGAAGAAAGUAAAUGUCAUUAAAAUUGCCCCCACUUUAGAAACAUUCAGGCGACAAAACAAUGGUUUGGCAUUUGAAAUUAAAGAUAAUAACCUCAAUAAAGACUUCGGAGCACGUACCAUAAGUAGUACAAAGAAAAGCAGUCAGAAGAGUCCGGAUACCAGCAAACUGAAUGAACAAGCCGGCAGUGUGAGAUUGGAUGCUUCCAGCAACAAAGACCAAGAAAUACACAGUUGCACUGAAGACUCACUUCAAAUAGUAAAUUUGACAGAUUCUAACCCACCUGAGGAAAAUUACCAACAGUGCAAUAUAACAACAUAUGAUCAGGUGUCUUCAAGAAAUCAGAAAUGUAAUCAAACUGAGCUGCAACUAACAGAUUUCACUUCCUUCCAUUUAACAGAAAGCAACUGUGAACUUACUCAGUCUGAUCCCUCAACUCCCUUUACACAGGACUCCUCAGAAAAUGUGGCGACCUGCGAAGUGCAUGAAAGAACUUUGCACCCAGCCAGUCAGCAACCUAAAUCGGUGUAUGGUCAACUCUGUUCAGUACAGUCUCCACAAAAGGAAGAGCUCUCCGAAUCCACUGUGUCAAACAUUGCACCUAGAGAUGAAGAUCAGUCUAAUCAAACAGCAGUAUCAGUAAUGGAGUCAGAUCAACAAAUUGUACCUCUUACAGAACCUGUGGAUCUGAAAUCUCAGCUGCAAAUAAUGGAAAAUCUGAUCAGUUCCAGUCAGGAAACCAUUAAGGUGUUGCUUGGGGUUAUUCAAGAAUUAGAGAAAGGCGAAGCCCUCAGAGAAGGUCUUUCCUACAGAACGGGACAAGAUACUGCAAACUGUGACACCUGUCGAAACAGCGCAUGCAUUAUUUAUAGUGUUGAACUGGAUUUCAAGCAACAAGAAGACAAGUUUCAACCCAUUAUGAGAAAACUCCAUUCUACCGAAGAAACUCAGGUUUCAACCCUGCCUUACACACAAGAAUUUUGUUCAUCUGCCUAUCAAAAGCAAAAGCCUAACAAGACUGAAUCAAAAAAGCAUGGGAAAUGGAAACUAUGGUUUCUUUAACAAAACCUAUUAAGAUUUCUAAAUGUUAAUUUAGUUCAUUUGAAGUGAUCACUUUUUUUGAGUGGUUUGAAAAUUGAGCUGAAUAUUGAAUUACCAGAAGUUUAAAAUCAGCAUCAGUCAAUUCAAGGCAGCAUUCAGCCCAAUCAUGCAAUGUUGAGAAUUUUACUACAAUGCAUGAUAACAAAACUACGUUUUAAAUUUUUUUAUUUACAGUUGAGUUAGAGUUACAAAUAUGAAGUAUCAAUUCCAAUGUAUACAUUCAAUAAUUAUUUGUAUUAACCAAUUAAGUGUUAUGGUUUGACCUGUUAACGCCAUUUCAUGUUCUGCCAGUCAGCAAGAUAUUCUAAUGCCUUCUUCUAUUAAAUAACACUGCAGAAAAUUACAGAAAGCUGUACUUUUACAGGAAUUUCAUACUUUAAGUUAAAGGCAUGAAAUUAACACGUUCAAGCUGACGGCAGAUUCGGGAGGAAGAGCACAAUCUUCAAAUAGGUAUGCCAGGAUAAAUAUUAACAAUGCUUCUCAGAAAGCUUUACAUGCCAAAAGAUAGCCCAGUAAAUCUGCUUCUAAAAUAGAAUCAUACCUAACAUUAAUACUGUGUAAUGUUUUACCAAAUCAUUUUUAUGUACUCUUCAUGUAAAAAAUAUGAAUUGUACUCUUAUGCAUAAGCAAUGAUGCAUCUUUAAGCAUUUCCAUUUGACAGCUCUGGCACAGAGUAUAUUUUUCUUCAUUAAGAAUAUUUUUAUGUAAUAGCAUUCAAAAACUAAACCAAAUGGAAAUAUCAACCACAAGUAAAUGCAUUAUUUUUAACAGGGCAAGGGAAGAAGUAAUAGCAACCACAGUAAAGGCUUUU